Messenger RNA from Chinchilla lanigera (long-tailed chinchilla), 2830 nucleotides. RefSeq names its product growth factor independent 1 transcription repressor (gene Gfi1). NCBI's taxonomy places the organism in Eukaryota, Metazoa, Chordata, Mammalia, Rodentia, Chinchillidae. Gene Ontology annotation, biological process: regulation of transcription by RNA polymerase II. The coding region runs from base 442 to 1629 and encodes 395 amino acids. Gene Ontology annotation, molecular function: DNA-binding transcription factor activity; RNA polymerase II cis-regulatory region sequence-specific DNA binding. The record is from RefSeq and is a predicted model, not a curated record. The transcript is spliced from 7 exons.
GCGAGUGGUGGAGCGGAGGUCGCGGACGCACUGGGGUCGAGGCCUCCCGGGAGAGCGCGGCCAGAGCCUCGCUGGGAGGGGAGGGGCCGGGGGCGUGGAGAGCGGAGGAAAGGCCGAUCCGGCCCGCGACAGGUUUUACCGCUGAGCGCUUGGCAGUGCCGCGGCAGACAGCUCGCGCCACCUGUCCGAGUGCCACCUGGUGAGCGCGGGCCCGGGGGCCAAGCCCCUCCCCCGCGGCCGGCUGCGCCCCUCCCUGGCCGCCGCUGUCCCCGCGUCUGGGUGCCCAGUCCUGGCCCCGAGGGCUGUGGCCAGCGUUUGCACCUUCUUCUCCCCUCCUCUCAGAUCUCUGCCAGACCGAGGCCGAACAAGCGCUGCAAGGGACCGCGUGGGCAGCGGCUUGCGGGAACCGUCGGAGCGGGCCGGGGAAGGCGGCGCGCCACCAUGCCGCGCUCUUUCCUCGUCAAGAGCAAGAAGGCUCACAGCUACCACCAGCCGCGCUCCCCGGGGCCAGACUACUCCCUGCGUUUAGAGAAUGCCCCGGCGCCCGGCCGAGCAGACCGCACUUCGAGUGCAGGCGAGCCGAAAGCGGAGCCCCGGGGCCGUUUGUCCCCCGAAUCUCAGCGGACCGAGGCUCCCGACAGGGCGUCCGCGUCCCCGGACAGCUGCGAGGGCAGCGUCUGCGACCCGGGCUCCGAGUUCGAGGACUUGUGGAGGCCGCCUUCGCCCUCCGCGUCCCCAGCCUCGGAGAAGUCGUUGUGUCCGUCUCUGGACGAAGCCCAGCCCUUUUCCCUGCCUUUCAAGCCCUACUCGUGGAGCGGCCUGGCGGGCUCCGACCUGCGGCACCUGGUGCAGAGUUACCGGCCGUGCGCGGCCCUCGAGCGCAGCGCCGGCCUGGGCCUCUUCUGCGAGCGCGCCCCGGAGCCCGGCCACCCCGCUGCGCUCGGCGCGGGCCUAGGGCUCUACGGCGACCUCGGGCCUGCAGCAGCCGGGCUGUACGAGCGGCCGCCUGCAGCGGGCCGGCUGUUCCCGGAGCGCGGCCGCGAGCUACACGCGGACAAGGGCGCUGGCGUCAAGGUGGAGUCCGAGCUGCUGUGCACCCGCCUGCUGCUGGGCGGCGGCUCCUACAAGUGCAUCAAGUGCAGCAAGGUGUUCUCCACGCCGCACGGGCUCGAGGUGCACGUGCGCAGGUCCCACAGCGGCACGAGACCCUUUGCCUGCGAGAUGUGCGGCAAGACCUUCGGGCACGCGGUGAGCCUGGAGCAGCACAAAGCCGUGCACUCGCAGGAACGCAGCUUUGACUGUAAGAUCUGUGGCAAGAGCUUCAAGAGGUCAUCCACACUGUCCACACACCUGCUCAUCCACUCAGACACUCGGCCCUACCCCUGUCAAUACUGUGGCAAGAGGUUCCACCAGAAGUCGGACAUGAAGAAACACACCUUCAUCCACACCGGUGAGAAGCCCCACAAGUGCCAGGUGUGCGGCAAGGCGUUCAGCCAGAGCUCCAACCUCAUCACGCACAGCCGCAAGCACACAGGCUUCAAACCCUUCGGCUGCGACCUGUGUGGGAAGGGUUUCCAGAGGAAGGUGGACCUCAGGAGGCACCGGGAGACGCAGCAUGGGCUCAAAUGAGCACCUUGGCUGGCUGCAGACAGCAGUGACGCAACACUACAGGGGCAGCUUCUGCUUUCUCCCAGCCCUUUGGACUUCUCAGGCCCCCCAGUCCCGUCCGAAGCUCCCACCAGAGUGAGCCCCCUUCACCUUACUUCCCGGACCUACGAGAGGGCAUCAGGUACUUUUUGGAGCUCUUCCCAGAGUGGGAAGCAUAGCACCUGGCUAGGCCUUAGCCUCCUGUACGUGAAGAUGUAGAGUCAGGUGGGGAGAAGAUAAAAGCUUGGCCCCACAGCCCUUCCCAUAUCCAUUCUUUUCCAUAGACAGAAAAGUCCCUCAGGUGUCCUCCUCUUCCUGAGUCCCCAGAUCACUGAUGGAAGAGGAACAGUCACCAUUGACAAGCAGACACGCGUUAAUGCUUGUACCUGCAGAAAAAAGAGUGGUUUUUUCUUUCUUUCUUCUGGGAACUCUGUUAACCCCUUUCUGUUGGGCGCUGCCUGUAAUGUAACUCUUGGAGGAAUUGUUUCUCCUCCUUGAAGACUGGUUCAGAAACUGAUUUGGGGAAGGAGCUUUAUUCUUUCAAAAUCACCAGAUGCACCAUUGUGCUUACCCAGGAAGAAGCAAAAGAAAGCCGACUUGGUAGUAAGAGAGGAUCUGAGGUCCUCUUGGCAAGAGGCCUGUGAGGGGCUCCUCAGAUGUAAAAAAAAACGUGGAACGAUGCCUGUGGACACGAUGUCAUUCAGUCACUCAGCAACUAUUUGUUGACCUCUGUUACCGAGGUCCUAGGCUCCUGCUAGGCACUGGGGAGCCAGAGAUUAAAGUCAUAGCUCUGCCUCUCAAAUCUAACAGCUGCAGCCUCAAAUGAUUGAGGUCUGUUCUUGUCCUCCGGUGGAUUUCUGAGAAGACAAUCCAGAAUCUCAAAGCUGCCCUUUCAGCCCUUCUGGAUUUUAUACAGUGUAAACAAGAAAGUAACUGCAGAGUUACUUCAAAGUUUUUAUUGCUAACCUGAUAUUUUUAAGAUGUGUGCAUGGUAGGCAUGUGUGUGUGUAGGGGGGUGAAGGCUCUGUCUUUAACUCUUCGGCCUUCCAUGUGUACCAUAUAAGGGAAAAUGAUAUUUUUACUUUGAUUAGGUUUGUACAUGUUUUUAGAUUUCUGGAGUGUGUCAUGUUUGUUAAUACAUAUUUAUUAGAGUGAUGUUUAAAUUAAUAAAGUAUUAAAACUA